AUGUCCGCUGAAAUCGCGGCCCUGGAGGCGGAUCGCAAACAGUACCAGGAGCAGCUCGACGUCGUCCACGCCGGUCUGAAGGAUGACCCCGGAAACCCCGAACUCGAAAGUCUGCAGGCGGAGUUGAAUGACAUGAUUUCCCUCCUAAACGAGUCUCUUGCUGAGCUGCAGCCGAAGCAGGCACCCAAGCCCGCACCUCUCAAAGCCCCCAGCCCGCCCCCCGAGAAGUGGUCCAAGGAGAACCAUCCUGCCUUCAAAAAGGCCGCCCCAGCCGUCGAAGAGAAGGAUGAUGCCCCUGUUGUCUACCGUGUGAACGACACUGUCAUGGCCAAAUGGGUCUCAGGCGACAGGGGAUUCUACCCUGCGCGCAUCACCUCUAUCACCGGCUCAUCAACGGCGCCAAUCUAUGUUGUCAAGUUCAAGAGCUACGAUGAGACCGACACAUUGCGGGCCAAGGACAUCCGACCCAUGUCCAACAAACGCAAGGCUGACGGAACACCAGCGUCCGGACCCAGCACCGCACAACAGGCUGCACAGCCUGCGCCGCCCAAGACAUCCGGCCCGUCGAACGGUGUCGUCACAUCCGCUGCUGCUAGCCUGUACCCGGAACAACAAGCCAAGCUUGAUGCAGAGAAGAACGCCGAUGCAGCUACCAAGCCUCCCAAGGCCAAGAAGAUCAAGGCCACCAAGGAGCUGGAGAAGGGCAAGAGCAAGUGGCAGGAGUUCAACGCCAAGUCCAAGUUUGGAAAGCAGAAGAAGGACAGCAUGUUCCGCACGCCCGACGGUGUACAUGGCCGAGUUGGCUUUACGGGCUCCGGCCAAGCCAUGCGCAAAGAUCCUACCCGCAGCCGUCACGUAUACCAGCAAAACGACGAGCUAGACUAA
This is a messenger RNA of Colletotrichum siamense, 885 nucleotides long. RefSeq names its product Splicing factor spf30 (gene spf30). Gene Ontology annotation, biological process: negative regulation of DNA-templated transcription. The record is from RefSeq and is a predicted model, not a curated record. The transcript has 3 exons. Gene Ontology annotation, molecular function: DNA-binding transcription factor activity. NCBI's taxonomy places the organism in Eukaryota, Fungi, Ascomycota, Sordariomycetes, Glomerellales, Glomerellaceae. The coding region runs from base 1 to 885 and encodes 294 amino acids.